AUGUUGAUUACAUUUACCGUACUAUAUUUUAUCUAUGGCUUAAUCAUAGGUUUCGUUGCUAUGUCUUUAUUAAUUAGUCAGCAUCGCAAUUCUUACUAUACAUUUCGUUUGUUAAGUCUAUUAUGUAUUCUAUUAUCCUUAUUUACACCUAUUUAUCUUAAAUAUUUCUCAAAUUUACAAUUUGCAAAUUCACUGGUCAAUGUUGUCUCACCUGUAACCGGUUUCUUAUUCGCUAUUAAAAUGACUGAACUAGCCUUUACAUAUACGUGGUUAGAACUGUGUCACAUAUCUCUAUAUCAAAUUGGCAUAGAUUUUUCUACAUUUCCGUUGUAUAAGUAUCAAUCAAGUAGACAAAUUAAGUCAGAUAAACGUGAUAUUGUCAGUUUUAGAGACUUUAUGCUCGAGAAUAUUAAAUAUUUAAUUUUAUCGAACAAAUAUGGUGUUAAUUUUUCUCCAUUUCGUCAAAAUUGUUUAAUUAUUAUUCGUGGACUGUUUGAUGUUUUGUUUUUAAUUCAAACUCUCAAAUAUGUUCCAUACCAUUAUUUACAAUUACAUAGUAAAAAUUUUCAUGUAUUUAAUUUAGAAUGUGUUUUUACCUAUUUUUUAUAUGGAUUUAUACUCUAUUUUGCUCUGGGAAUGGUAGCUAAUGUAGUAUUUGGACUAGGUGGUUUAUGUUGGAAUAUAUCAACACAAUCGGUAUUUCCUGAAUAUCCAUUUCUAGCUACUAGUUUACAAGAUUUUUGGUCUCAUCGUUGGAAUAUUUAUGUUAAACAAUCGUUACAUCGUUAA
Molecule: messenger RNA, 789 nt
Organism: Didymodactylos carnosus
Lineage: Eukaryota; Metazoa; Rotifera; Eurotatoria; Philodinida; Philodinidae
Source: the annotation of a GenBank genome assembly